AUGAAGCAGUCUGUGGCUCUUCUCGUAGUUGUAUUUUUUGUGUUUUGCAGUCUAGGAGAGACGAAAAAGCCAAAAGCUCAGAGAGUCAUUUAUGUCCAGAAGGUAGCAGCUGCCCCAAAACCUCUCACCGAAUACGAAUUGUGCAAGCAAGAAUGCAGAAUCCAACGAGACGCACAAUCAACCAAAGACCGUGUUGAGCAACUAAAACAGGAAUUAGAAGAAGCAGAGCAGUUGCUUGCUGAUCACAAUAAAAAUGUGGAUGCUCCAGAAAUUGCACCAGAAAGAGCUGAAGCUGCGGGGCAAGUCCCAACUGCCAGGAGAGCUAGCCGUUUCGACCAUCUCAAAAUGGCUGCAAACAAAAUUGUUGAGUCAACAAGUGAACUCAAGAAUGCUGUGACUGGAGGAGCAAGCGAUAAUGAAUAA
This is a messenger RNA of Caenorhabditis remanei, 423 nucleotides long. RefSeq lists its product as uncharacterized. The record is from RefSeq and is a predicted model, not a curated record. Bases 1 to 423 code for a protein of 140 amino acids. The transcript is spliced from 4 exons. NCBI's taxonomy places the organism in Eukaryota, Metazoa, Nematoda, Chromadorea, Rhabditida, Rhabditidae.